This is a messenger RNA of Bubalus bubalis (water buffalo), 959 nucleotides long. RefSeq names its product TATA-box binding protein like 1 (gene TBPL1). NCBI's taxonomy places the organism in Eukaryota, Metazoa, Chordata, Mammalia, Artiodactyla, Bovidae. The coding region runs from base 291 to 851 and encodes 186 amino acids. Gene Ontology annotation, biological process: DNA-templated transcription initiation. The record is from RefSeq and is a predicted model, not a curated record. The transcript has 7 exons. Gene Ontology annotation, molecular function: general transcription initiation factor activity; DNA binding.
CCCCGCGUCUGGUCUAUUUAUUGUCGCGGGGAAGCAGCGGCCGCCCUGUACCCGGAACAACAAAGCACGAAAGACGGAGCCCGAGCCUUGGGGGCUCCUAGCAACCGGCCGGGGCGGGAGUUCCAUGGAGACUGGGGAGCGCGCUCGCCUCAUCAUCAUCCUUAUCCUCCAGCUUAUCCUUCGCGUCCGCCGCAACCGGCAGCAGCGCUGCCGCCGCGUCCUCUGCCGCCGCCCGCUCUUCCCACGGAUGUGAUCUUCGUGGUGGGAAGCCAAGUUUUUAAACUACCCCAAUGGAUGCAGACAGUGAUGUUGCACUGGACAUUCUAAUUACAAAUGUAGUAUGUGUUUUUAGAACAAGAUGCCAUUUGAACUUAAGGAAGAUUGCUUUAGAGGGAGCAAACGUAAUUUAUAAGCGUGAUGUUGGAAAAGUAUUAAUGAAGCUUAGAAAGCCUAGAAUUACAGCUACAAUUUGGUCCUCAGGAAAAAUUAUUUGCACUGGAGCAACAAGUGAAGAAGAAGCUAAAUUUGGUGCCAGACGUUUAGCCCGUAGUCUCCAGAAACUAGGAUUUCAGGUAAUAUUUACAGAUUUUAAGGUUGUUAACGUUUUGGCAGUGUGUAACAUGCCAUUUGAAAUCCGUUUGCCAGAAUUCACAAAGAACAAUAGACCUCAUGCCAGUUAUGAACCUGAGCUUCAUCCUGCUGUGUGCUAUCGGAUAAAAUCGCUAAGAGCUACAUUACAGAUUUUUUCAACAGGAAGUAUCACAGUAACAGGACCCAAUGUAAAGGCUGUUGCUACUGCUGUGGAACAGAUUUACCCAUUUGUGUUUGAAAGCAGGAAAGAGAUUUUAUAAUUCACCACUUAAUUGGUUAGAAUCCUUAACUGAGCACCUUUUAAAACCUGCUGCACAUUGGACUCAAAAGGAAAACCGGACCAACAGUAACUGAGGAAAUAGACUCUU